AUCAUUAAUUCUAUUUGUAUGGGUGUGUGCUGUGUGGUGACAAAAUGACUGAUCCAUGAAAGAUUUUUGUGCCAGUGUGUGUGCUAUGUGCUGACAAAAUGCAGUCCAACCAACCAUAUCCCUCGACGGUCGGCGGGCAGCAGAAUCAGAAUGGCGUCGUCUGUCUCCCAUUGCCUCGUCGGUGCUCCUCCUCCGACCUUCCUCACACCUUCAAUCUGCCCAUUUCACGAAACCUUUGAUGCUAAAGCCUUUGGAACUCGGUUAGUUGCUCUCCCUAAAACAACUCCCAAAUCCUCCUCUUUGCAGACUAGAGCCACUCUUGAUGACAAGGGCCGAAUCUCCACCAGCCCAUCUGUUCUUGUUCCCGAAGAAAAACAACCCAGCAAGGAAGUUGAAGAUUGCGUGAGAGUGCUUAAGAAUGCAGCAAAGACGAGAAAAAUCCCAUCUGAGGACAUUCUGUAUGCUUUUUCUGUGAUUGAGAAGGCAAAGGUCGAUCCCUCUUCUUUUCUUGAAACUCUGGGUGGAACCAACUCACCUGGACGAACUUGGAUGCUUAUUUUUACUGCAGAGAAAAAGCUGAAUCGUGGUAAAUAUUUCCCAAUUACAGCCGUUCAGAGGUUUGAUGCAGCUGAAUGGAGUUUAUCUUGGGCCUUUUGGGAACUUGACCUUUGAAGGCAGGUUUUCAUGGAAGAAAAGAAUACUUGCCUUCAUAUUUGAACGUAUUCGGAUAAAAGUUGGUCCCCUUAACCCGUUUGAGAUUAGUUUCAAAGGAAAAGAUGAAACGGAGCCAAGCAAUAAGGACCCAUUUUUCAUUUGGUUUUAUAUUGAUGAGGAAAUUGCUGUUGCCCGUGGGAGAAGUGGGGGAACUGCAUUUUGGGUCCGUUGUCAACGCAUUGACUAAUGUUUCAUCAUUUGCGUUUCUACGUCUAUAUAUCUUCCUGUACAGAGAGAACCUGCUGAGGUAUUUACUACUUUUAUUAAAAUUUUGCUAUGAGCAAGAUGCAAAGUGUAGAUAUGCAAGAAGGUGAUUGCUAUAUGGGGUUGCCUUGCUUUGUUUCUUUAUAUAAGGGUAAAUUACAUUGACAUCCGCUGAGAUUAGGUCCAAAUACACAAACUUCCGUUCUUUACAUAUUUACAAAUAUACAUCCUAUUCAAUAACAAAAGCUUACAAAAUUACAAAUAUACCAAUUGAGGUACAUUACACUAUAACACCUGUAAUUUUGCAAAUGACAGGGCGUACCGUGUAUUUGAACCUAACCUCAAAGGAUGGCAAUAUAAUUUAUCCUAUAUAUAAAUCAAUUGAAAUUAGAUAGUUAUUUGGUAAGAA
Messenger RNA from Sesamum indicum (sesame), 1327 nucleotides. The record is from RefSeq and is a predicted model, not a curated record. Lineage: Eukaryota; Viridiplantae; Streptophyta; Magnoliopsida; Lamiales; Pedaliaceae.